Molecule: messenger RNA, 939 nt
Organism: Hevea brasiliensis (rubber tree)
Lineage: Eukaryota; Viridiplantae; Streptophyta; Magnoliopsida; Malpighiales; Euphorbiaceae
Product: probable 2-oxoglutarate-dependent dioxygenase AOP1
Exons: 3
Coding region: 1-939 (312 amino acids)
Molecular function (GO): dioxygenase activity
Source: RefSeq, a predicted model, not a curated record
AUGGGUUCCGUUACAGUGGCGAAGAUUCCAGUCAUAGAUUUCACUAGCGACGACUUGAAGCCUGGCACAAGUUCUUGGGUUAGCGUAUGCAGAGAAAUAUGGAGCGCACUUGAAGAGCAUGGGUGUUUUCUAGCAAAGUACAAUAAAGUUUCUUCUCAACUUAACGAAGCCAUCUUUGAUGUAUCAGAGGAAUUGUUUCAUCUCCCUACUGACGUCAAGAUCAGGAAUAUUAACGGUUUCCUUGGCUACCAUGGACAACUGCCUGCUCGACCCCUUUAUGAAAGUUUUGGCAUAGAUUAUGUCACAGUUAAGGAACAAGUUGACAAGUUCACAAAUACUAUGUGGCCAUCUGGAAACAAUCAUUUCUGCCAAACUGUUUAUUCGUUCUCAAAGGCGGUGAAAGAGCUACAUGAAAUGGUGGUGAGGAUGAUAUUCGACAACUAUGGUUUAGAGAAUAAGUACUAUGACUCCCACAUAGAAUCAACCACUUACCUUUUGCGAAUACUCAAAUAUCGAGCUCCCCAAGAAAAUGAGAGCUGUAUGGGUUUGCACCCUCACACCGACAAAAGCUUCCUUACCAUAAUUCAUCAGAGUCAUGUUAAUGGUUUGGAAGUUAAAGCAAAGAAUGGAGAGUGGAUUAGUGUAGACUUUGCUCCUUCAACCUUUGUAGUCAUGGCAGGCGAAGCAAUCAUGGGAUGGAGCAAUGAUAGAAUAGAUGCUUGUGACCACAGAGUGACAAUGAAGUACAAGGAAACAAGAUGCUCGCUGGGCCUAUUUUCAUUCAUCAAGGGGAUAAUACAAGUGCCAGAAGAAUUAAUUGAUGAAGAGAAUCCAUUAAAGUAUAAACCAUUCGAUCAUGUUGGUAUGAUUCAUUAUUUCUUUGGUACGGCUGAAGGUCGCAAACACCAACGUACUUUGAAAGCCUAUUGUGGUCUUUGA